AAAUGGAACUGUACCUGUAACUAUCACACCUAACUGUGCAUGUGUGUCGACCUUCAUGCAAUAUCUUGUUCUCUUGUCAUGAUGCAUGUAACACUGUUGUUCCAGCUAGUUCCGCUAGUGUUGUCCGUGCUAGCGCUUUGUUCUCCUGGCGCCCGCGGCCCGAUCAUGUAUCAAGGCAGCGCAGUGCAUGCAUGCAGUGAUUGUGGUGUCGCGCGUGUGGAGCUGGUGCGUGACACGUGCUGGUCAUUUUGAUACUCCGCCAUAUUUUCUCCUUUGGACUUGGUCCUUCGUUUGGGACCGGGUCUUCCGUCUUCUUUCUUCUUUGCACUCGACUUUAGUCUUAGUUUUGUUGCUCUCCCAAAAUACAAUGUGAACCAUUACUCUCUGGCUCUCUGGCUUGUCGCGUGUGUCCGUCGGAGGGAGUGAUUAGUUUACAACGUGGUGCCGAAACCCGGGAUUGAACUAGGGCCGUCGUGAGUUGCGACUGCGGAGUUCAGGAUGUCGAGUCUGAAAGUCGACGGUUUUGUCAAGCCCUUUCGGGGCAAGAGCAAUGAGAGCUGGCAACAGUUUUGGGCAAAGUUCCUCGUUCUUGCGGAGAUCCAGGGCUGGGAUGAUGAGGCUAAGCGCAUGAAGCAUUUCCCUCUGUUUCUUGCGGAUGACGCGUUCCUGGUAUUUCAGGGAAUGGCGGAUGCGGACCGAAAGAAGCAGGACGAGGUGGUCAAAUUGAUGCUAUCGUCCUUCAGUAUGACGAAGUCUGCUGCGUACGAGGCGUUUGUGGUGCGGAAAAUGAAGUGCGACGAGUCCACCGAUGCAUUUGUUGCAGAUCUGAAGCGCCUCGCGGAGUUAUCCGGUCACAAAGUGACAGACGACAAAGAUCCUGUGGUAGUGCAGCAGUUGUUGAAAGGCCUCCCUGCCGACUACAACCGGCAAGUACGGCUCAGUCUCGUGGGAAAGGACAUGUCGAUAAGCGACUGUGUGUCUAUUGUUCGAGCUCUGAGAAUUUCAGAUGCCAGCGGAGGUGACAGUGUGUCAGCUGCCGCCUCGUCGGGUGGUGCAGCGACCAGGAGUGGUCCUACCAGUACCAAGUCACACUCACAGGGCAAGGUUGACGGGCCCGUCUUCCCCCCAGAUGAAACACAUGAAACAAGAUGAAACGAGAUGAAACGAGAUGAAACAAGAUGAAACAAGAUGAAACGCCAAUGUACGGGCGCAGAUGGGGCCGAGAUGAAACGAAAUGAAACAAAAUGAAACAAGAUGAAACAAGAUGAAACAAGAUGAAACCAAAUGAAACUCGAAGUACGGGCGUAGAUAGGCCGCGAAUGAAACAAGAUGAAACAAGAUGAACAAUGUACGGGCGGAGAUGGGCCGCGCGCAGUGCACCCGGCGUGACGUGCACGAGCGAAAAGAACUGAAUUAAUCCAAUCAUUGAAAUAAUUUUGUUUGCAGAGGCAAUUGGCGCAACGGAGGUAUAGGAAUUUGAUGGCUUGCGCGUGACAGCACGAGCCGAAUUUAUUGCCCGUGGAAGUACCCACGAUAGGAAUACACUGUUGGGAACAUGGUGGCGCCGCUGACGGUACCUAUGUAAGUGGAAUUACUUUAUUGGAAGUACCCACGACGGGGAAAAUAGUCUCUCUAGUAUUGUCGGUGAAUGGUGAUGGUGGUGGUGGCGAUGGCUACUUUCCUCUGCUCAGAGAGAACCCCUGCAUGUCCUUCGUCGUGAUGCGAAAGAGCAGUGGAUGCAGAAAAUGUCUCUACCUGCCAGGAUGGUAUAAGAGCACGAACUGAAUCACCUGUUGGUGCAGAAGGCUUGGAGGACUGCUUUUGAAACAGUUGUUCAAAUUUCCUGCACCUCUUCGUAGCCGUUGUCUGAUUGCUGCAUUCUGGGGAGACUGAAGUUAAGAAGCCCUCACCGAAACCAACACUACGUUGCUGUGUUGUUUUCUUCCAAGGUCGGGCACAGUAAAGGAGACGACUCUGUAUCAAGGCACUACCCAGAGGGAGGAUGUUGGCCUUCUCCUGAUGGGAAAAUGUCUUCUUUCUCAUGGCGUGGCCAGGACUGCACUGACCCUACCAUCCACUCUACCUCUCCGGAAAGGGACUUGACAACCAGUCAAGAUGGAUGUGCAGAGAUAUACCAGCGCUUCUAGCAUUAACUGCCAAUUUGCACUGACGCAGCAAGACUCCCAACAGUCAAUAUCGUUUUACUUGAACAUCAUACUCUCGCCCAACUUUGUUUCACCAACAAAGGUUUAUUCUCCAAAGUAUUUCUAAUUGAUUGUGUAUGAGUUUCAUACUACUGUCAGGGGCGUCGGAAGGUAUUUUAGUGUGGUACGGUCAGCCAUCUGAAGUACAAUUGACUCGUGGGGGAGUGGUGGCUGAGCCGAAAUUUUUUGAAUUUUAGAUCCCAGAUCAGUGUAUUUUGUUGACUCACGGGUAUCUGGGGCAAAAAGUGGUACGGUCAAUACCGUAGUGACCGUACCGUGUGCGACGCCCCUGACUGUUGGAAUCCACCAGCUGUGUUUCCUUGAGGGGCGUAUCCUUACCUGGGAUGUGUUUUCUCAUUCCCGGCAGCAGAAAGAGCUCUACAAUAUGUAUAUAAUUUAAGAAUAGAAUUUGAUGUACAGGAGAGUGCCAAUUAUCCCCACCCCUCGGGACGCGGGCUGUCUCCAGAGGGUUCAGAUGAGAAGAAUGUUCGGAUAAGAGAGCAGUCACACAUCUAUCUAAAUCAUGCAUAUUCCAGCAUGUUUUCAUCAUUUUCGUUCUCUUCAGCAGUGAAACAGGAACUAGGUGCACUCAUGCUCCUCUAAAUUAAUGACACUAUUAUUACACAUUUUGACUCAAACCUGUUUUAAUACAUCUUGUGAAUCGCUUCAAUGGUGCCCCGAGCGACGAAAAUCACUAACUUUGAAACUCAUCUUCUACCCCUCAAGCAAUUAUUUUGGAUAAUUAAUCAUUUGGAUAGUUGACAUUAGGAUAAUCGGCACAUUGUGUGUGAUGGGGGGGGGGGGGGAGGAAGAGGAGGAGGCUGCGAGAGGCCGUGGUGGACGUGUACCGGCUUGUGCACAGCCUGGAAAUAGCCUCACUUUAGAUGUAUGCACAUUCAAACGGUGGAUGCUUCCCGCCAUCCUUUUCCCCCUCUUUUUCCUUUUCCCGCCAUUCUUUACCCCCUCUUUUUCAAUUUCCCGCUCUUCUUUUCCCCCUCUUUUUCUCCCCUUUUCCCCCUUUUCUGCGAGAAGAUUAGCCCCCUCCUUACAGGCUGGAUCUAGCGCGAAGCCCUCGGGCCUCUGUUUCAAGUGUGGCGAGCCUGGGCACAUCCGCAGGAAUUGUCCCAGCAGAAGAGCAGGCGGAGGUGGAAGGAGCCAGCCGAUUACCUGUUUGUUCUGCGACGGUGCUGGCCAUGUAAAGGCUGACUGCCCUGAGAGGAGAGAUUGGCUGGCAAGGAAGGACAGGACUGCAGCUGCCGUGGAAAGUGCUCGCCCACAACCAGCUGAGCAGGAGAACGACCCAUGCCUAGUCUCCCUGGCCUCUCCUGGAAAGCUGCCUCGUAUGUACGUGGAUGUGUCUGCUGGAGCGGCGAAAUCGAGUGUUCGUGCGCGGGCUGUCGUAGACACCGGUUCAACUCGUACGCUCAUCUCGCGGUCCUUCGCCACUCAGCAUGGCAUCAGUCUUUCACCCACGGCUGCUCCACCCAUACUUGCCUUGGAUGGUAGUCCCCUAGAGCUAGUGGGGUCAGCUGCCGUUCGGUUGGCCCGUUCUGACGGUGCGGUCUCUCUGCCCGGCCUGGAAGUGCAAGCGUAUGUGGUCGACAAUCUGAGCGUGGUCAACGCUGAUGUGCUCGUCGGCAAUGAUGUGGUCAUUGGCAGUGGCGGGCUUCGACUGAAGUACUCCGGUGAUGGUGCCUUGAUCGGCGUGGAAUUUGGCUACGACCGAGUCGAUCCAGGGGACAGCAUGGGAGUCUGUGGUGCGUCUUCGAGCGGCGAUCGCCAUCCAUUUCCCAAUGUACGCGUGCAGCGUGAUGGUGAUGAUGUCACCCUGUCCACGGAUGACGGGGAUGUCACCUGGGACAGCAGCGCCCGUCGGUGGGUCCUCUCUUGGCGCUGGAAAUCAGGCAGUCCUCCGACUCAUCCGGUGGGACCUGGCGUGAGUGAGUACUCUCGCUCUAAGCUCACUUCUGACCAGGAGCAGCUGUUUGCAGAGGAGGUGCAGAAAUGGAUCGAUGUGGGUUGGCUCGUUCCUCACGACAAGGAUGUUCACGGAAGCCCUGGUGCUGUGUUACCGCUGAUUGCUCAGUUGCAGGAGCACAAAGCAUCAACGCCGGUUAGACCAUGUCUAGAUUAUCGGCUCCUCAACCAGCUGCUGAUGUCGCAGCCUGGCCGCUCAGCACCCGUCUGUGAGGAGACGCUGCGCAAAUGGCGACUGGCCGGUGACCCUCGGGAGUUUCAACUACUCGAUAUCAAGAAGGCCUAUCUCCAGGUGCACGUUGCACCCGAGCUGCAACGUUUUCAGAUGGUGGUCUGGCAGGGCCAAGCGUUUGUGAUGACGCGGAUGGGCUUCGGCCUCAACGUAGCGCCCAAGUUCAUGGAUAUCAUCGUCCGGUGGGUCACUAGAGAGUUUCCUGCUGUCGACAACUACGUCGACGACCUGAUGACUCCCGCUGCCGAGGCUGACGCAGUGGCCGCCCACAUGGCUGAGUACAGUUUGCCAACGAAGCCUGCAGAGGCGUUUGCUGAGUCCCGUGUGUUGGGCCUUCAGUUGACGAAAGGCGACGAUGGCCAAGUGCAGUGGUCGCGCCGUACCGACAUUCGCCUGAAGCUCGAGCAGCCGGUGACCAAGCGCGAUAUCUUCAGCUGGUGUGGCCGCCUGACGGGGCACGUGCCUGUCUGUGGUUGGCUGAGACCCGCAUGCAGCUACUUGAAGCGCAUGGCCAACGCUAGCGCGGCAUGGGAUGAACAGGUCCCAGCCUCACUCUUGAAGCUGUGUGGUGAAGUGGACGCGCGGCUAGCUGGUGAUGGUGAUCCUGCACAGGGCCAAUGGCGUGCCAACUCUCCCGAGCCUCGUCGCUGCGUAGUUUGGGCUGACGCGUCCAACAUCGGUCUUGGCGUCGUCCUGGAGAUCGAUGGCUCUGUCAUGGAGGAUCGUUCUUGGCUGAGACCCCACGGUGAUGCGCGUCACAUCAACAUCAUGGAGCUGGAGGCCGCUAUCCGAGGUCUUUCGCUGGCCGUGAGCUGGGAGAUGAAACAUGUGCGGUUGAUGACCGACUCCAAGACGGUUGCGAGUUGGCUCAGAGAUGUCACUGGCGACGUGCGCCGGACGAGGACGAAAGGACUGCACGGUGUACUAGUCCAGCGUCGACUCCAGAUUCUCGCCGACCUGAUUGCCACGGCAGGGCUCGUUGUCACGAUCGAGUGGGUGCCGACUGACCAAAAUCGUGCAGACGUGCUGACUCGAGUUCCUCCUACGUGGGUGAAGUUCUGCAAGGCGCUACUGGGCGACAGCGAAAGUGAUGUCGCAGGUGCAGCUGUAGUCCUGCCCGGACCAAUCCCUCUCGCGAAGAUUGUGGCGAAGCAAGGUACUGACGACCAGAUACUGGCAGCAGUGGCGCAGUUGGAGUCCGGUGCAACGGUUACUGCACCCUAUGCAGCAGCGGCGUCCCAACUGGAGAUUGAUGAUGGUGUCCUUGUCAGAAGCAUCAAGCUACCUGUCGAGGGCCUCGUUCGUGUUCCUGUCGUGCCGCAAUCGCUCGUUGCCGAUGUUGUCUCUAAUGCACACCAGAUCUCGGGACAUGCGAGCUGGGAGGUCAUGUAUCGCAUGAUCCGAAGCCGUUGCUUCUUCCCUGGCAUUGCUUCGGCUUGUCACCAACAUGUUGAUAACUGCACGCAAUGCAAGUCUGCUAGUGGACGGAAGGGUGCCAGAGCUGCGCCGACCCGCGCCGACAUACCUGGGUCCCCAUGGAGCGAAGUCACGAUUGACACGCUGGAACUCGGUGGUGAUGGAAGCGGCAAAUACGGCUGUGUCCUCGUCUGUGUGGACAAUUUCACCAAGUGGGUGGAGGUGUGCCCGCUCCGCCGACAUGACGCUGUUAGUGUUGCUGCAGCCUUCUCGGCCAUGUGUUUUCGAUGGGGUGCUCCCGAGGUCGUGCGGCUGGACAACGGCGUGGAGUUCCGCAACGCCAUAGUGGAGUCUUUGUUUCGCCUGAUGGGUGUGCGUGUGCGAACCGGAGCAGUCCGUCACCCCCAGUCCCAAGGGACAGCAGAGAGGUUCAAUCGAACGCUCCUCACCCUCAUCCGCAAGACCCUCGAAGAGUCACCGAACUGGCGUGCUGACCUCGAUGUGCUGCUGUUUUAUUACCGCAAUCGUCCGCACGGCUCGACCCAUUUGUCACCCAUGGUGGCAAUGAGCGGAUGGCAGCCUCGCCAUAUCAUCAUUGACGACGUGAAGGAAGCGUGCGAUAUGACCCAGUGGGCGUCAGAGUUGUCGUCGCGCGUAGCUCGUGUGCGGGAUAUCAUUGAGACGGAGCUCUCAGCCCGGGAUUUCAUUGACUCACCGAACGAGCCCUGCGCAUACUCUGUGGGUGAUCCUGUCCUGUUACUGCGGCCUGGACGAAGGCAGAAGCGGCUGUCCCCGUAUGAGCCUGGAUGGAGUGUUGCGGCUAUCGUCUCGCCAUCGACUGUGGUCAUAGCCAGACAAGAUGAGCGCCAGCACCCAAAGACCGUGAACGUCGAUCUGCUGAAGCCUGAUUCACCCGACAACCCUGUGAUGCGCACGACGGCCGCUGAGAGUCAGGCAGAUGACGGCGCGGCAGCCGAUGCUAACGAAGAACCAGACCUGCUCGGCAUGGAAUUAAUGCCAGCCCAAGCAGACGCUCCGGAUGGUAAUCGCUACAGCUUGCGAGAUCGAAACGCAAUCCAGCCCCCGGUCCGUUACAGCUAAAACGGCCAAGAGUUUUUUGCAUUCUUGUCGCCAGGUGAUGGGGUGAAAUGGAACUGUACCUGUAACUAUCACACCUAACUGUGCAUGUGUGUCGACCUUCAUGCAAUAUCUUGUUCUCUUGUCAUGAUGCAUGUAACACUGUUGUUCCAGCUAGUUCCGCUAGUGUUGUCCGUGCUAGCGCUUUGUUCUCCUGGCGCCCGCGGCCCGAUCAUGUAUCAAGGCAGCGCAGUGCAUGCAUGCAGUGAUUGUGGUGUCGCGCGUGUGGAGCUGGUGCGUGACACGUGCUGGUCAUUUUGAUACUCCGCCAUAUUUUCUCCUUUGGACUUGGUCCUUCGUUUGGGACCGGGUCUUCCGUCUUCUUUCUUCUUUGCACUCGACUUUAGUCUUAGUUUUGUUGCUCUCCCAAAAUACAAUGUGAACCAUUA
Sycon ciliatum is the source of this 7355-nucleotide messenger RNA. RefSeq lists its product as uncharacterized. Gene Ontology annotation, biological process: DNA integration; proteolysis. NCBI's taxonomy places the organism in Eukaryota, Metazoa, Porifera, Calcarea, Leucosolenida, Sycettidae. The record is from RefSeq and is a predicted model, not a curated record. Gene Ontology annotation, molecular function: aspartic-type endopeptidase activity; zinc ion binding; nucleic acid binding. The transcript has 6 exons. The coding region runs from base 2995 to 6930 and encodes 1311 amino acids.